Phalacrocorax carbo (great cormorant) is the source of this 5974-nucleotide messenger RNA. The record is from RefSeq and is a predicted model, not a curated record. NCBI's taxonomy places the organism in Eukaryota, Metazoa, Chordata, Aves, Suliformes, Phalacrocoracidae.
ACAUUUCACUGGCAAGUAGGCUGGUGACAGUCUGCUAACAACAAAGGGAGAGGAAAAUACAGGUAAUCUAGCCUCUGAAGUUGUAUAAAACCAGAAAAAAAUGGGAAAAGGAAAGAGCGAAGAUCCCAAAUAUGGGAAAAGAAAAGAAAAGGCCAAGAUGCAACUAAAAAGAAAUAUAGGUUAUUUUGAUGGAGUAAGUUUUAUUAUAGGAUCAAUUGUCGGGGCAGGGAUCUUUGUGUCUCCCACGGGGGUGUUAAAGCAUUCCUUACUCAACGUUGGCGUCGCACUAACAAUCUGGACUGCGUCUGGGCUGGUUUCUCUGAUGGGUUCCCUCUGCUAUGCGGAGCUGGGAACUGCUCUGCCCUUCUCCGGAGGAGAAUACAGCCAUAUUAAAAGAGGCCUUGGAUCGCUACCUGCCUUCGUCUUUAUCUGGACAUCAAUAUUUACCAAGCCAGCAUCAAAUGCUGCUCGAGCCUUGCUUUUUGCUGAAUAUGCCACCCAGCCCUUCUAUGGGAUUUGCCCUGCACCAGAAGUGCUGAAGAAAUGCUUGGCCUUGGCCGUUCUCUGGUCCCUGGGGAUUUUGAAUGGCCACAGCGUCAAGAUGGCUGCGUGGGUGCAGACAGUUUUCACUCUGCUGAAGAUGAUGGCCUUGUCUGUAAUCGCCAUUGGUGGCAUAGUUCUCAUUGGCUGGAGAAAGGAUAGUCUGGCCAGGUUUGAGGACACGUUCAGCUCGGAGAUCCCCAACGCGUCACAGAUUGCUGAAGCCUUCUUCCAAGGACUGUAUGCGUAUGGUGGUUGGUGGUCCCUCAAUUAUAUGGCAGAAGAGAUGAAAAACCCCAGCAGAAAUAUCCCCUUAACUGUGAUAACUGCUGUUCCUGCAGUAAUUGUUUUUUAUUUACUGGUGAACAUCUCAUAUCUGACUGUCCUCACACCUAAAGAAAUUGUCUCUUCAGUUGCCGUGGCAGUCACUUGGGCUGAUCGAGUGAUCCCCUCGGUUGCCUGGAUCAUUCCUGUCUCUGUUGCUGUCUCAAUAUUUGGUGCCCUCAACAGCAGCGUGUUCACACUAGGUCGAUUAAGCUACGCUGGAAGUCAGUCAGGACAUUUACCUAUUUUAAUAUCCAUGCUUAAUGUCCACUCCUGCACUCCAGCACCAGCCAUGAUUUUUUCAACCACCAUUGCAUCCAUUUUUAUCAUCCCCUCUGACCUUAUUAUGUUAACAAAUUACUUUGGAUUUUCUGCCUGGCUUAUGAUUGGAUUGACUUGUGCAAGCCUGAUUGUACUUCGAUACCGGGAACCUCAUCUACAUCGACCAUACAAAGUGUUUCUACCAGUUCCAUUUGUGAUGGUGGCAAUGUCUUUCUUCCUAGUUGUAGCUCCCAUAGUCUGGUCUCCAAACCUGCAAUAUGUUUAUGCUUUCCUGUUUAUGAUGGGAAGCCUGGUUGUUUAUCUCCCUUUUAUACAUUUUAAAUUGCAUUUUGCAUUUCUUGAUAAAAUUACUUGCCACUUACAGCUCCUGUUGGAAGUUUCUCCUGCUGAUGAAUCUGCUGAGAACAAGUGUGAAUAAUGGCAACUGUUUAAACCCGGUACAACUGACAGCCAACAGAGGGUUUUGUUUAACUGAGAUUGUAUAAGGUACAAGUUAGAUGUUAGGUGUGAUAUAUAGGCGGGCAUGCAUGUGCAUGCAUGUGUGUUUAUGUGUGUACACACAUAGAUGAAUACAUAGAUAUUACAUACCUAUAUACAUGUAUAUACAUAUAUGCAUUUAUAUGUAUAUAUACAUGCACCCAUGUGUAUAUACAUAUAUGCAUAUGUAUGUUUGUACAUUAGCAUAAUGAGUUAAUAUGUAUAUAUUUUUGUGUGUCUGUGUGUAUACAUACAUAUGCAUAGAUGUAUAAGUAUACUUAUGUAAUAGGUGCAAAGAAUCUCUCAAACUUGUAAAAUCUGUAAAAUGCUCUCUCUUGCUCCUGAAGACACAACGUUGCAUGUAUUCUUGCAAUAAUAGAAAUAUUACUAAUUACAGCACAGAUAAUUAUCAUUUUUAUCGUAUAAUAAAUGAGUAAAUAAUAACUAACUAACUAACUAAAUAAAUAAAUAAGUAGAUAUAUUUAUAUUUAUAUAACAACAUCAUUAUAUAAAUAUACUUUUGAUCUCCAAACUAAAUUGUCUGGAUUAUUUUUAGUUCAUAGUAGCUUGUUUAUUAGAACUUCAGUCAUAAAAUUGACCGAGACCUUUUUUAAUCCCAAGAAAACUGUACAUGGUGCAUCUUAGCUAUUUUAGGACAGCACAUACAAGCUCACUGUGAAAUCUUAUGAAGUACCAAAUAAAGCAGUAAGAAUUAUUUAUCCUCUUCAUCACAAAAAUAAAACUAAAGAUAUGUGGAUUACUUUACUAAAUUGCUUACAUCUUAGCAUUAAUAUUACCUUAUUCUUUGGAUUCUUUUUGGUGUUAUUGAGAAAAAAGAGCUUUUUUAGGCCCCUUCUCCAUUUUUAUUUUGUUUAUGAAAACAAGAUAAAUUCUUUUUUAUUUUGAUAAUUGGGCCAUAUUAAGUUCACUGAGAAUUUAAACUUAAAAACGAAGAACGAGUACACAAGAAAUAUCCUAGACUUAGGUGAUUAAUCUAUUAAUAUAUGCUGUUAUUUUUAUAAUUACGAUAAAAAUACAUGUGUAAAGUGGUUUUUCAAAUCUAUUUAUUCAGGCUGAGCAAUACAACCAGUAGAUGGCUCCAGACUAACAUCUCACACUGAUACUCUGGGUUGCUGGAUGUUGUAUUGGUGAGAGGAAUAGUUACAGAGCUUUAUAUUAAACACUUAGAGUAGAAUGAUAAAAAUAUUGCUAGAAGAUUCAAUUCACUGAUAUAUCAAAAAUUUAGAGGUCAGAAUAAAUCAAGACUUUAUAUGUAGCUACCCAAAGUAUAGGGUCCCCAUCAAUAAUGCUGGGAACCAACUGAAGUUUUAAGAGGAUUUGCAUUUGCGCUUGAACAAGCCCCCAAAUGAAAACAAGUACAUGAAGAAUGUGGCUUUCCUCACAGCUGGUGAUGUACACCGAAUGAAAAUUUGAAGUAAAAAUUAGACGUUUUAAAAUGCUGUAGGAAGAAAACUCCAUGCAAGUGAGGAGUGAAGUGAAUGCAGCUGAGCUGGAGACUGGAUCCUGCUGAAAGCAAGGCAGGAAUCAAUGUUUAAUUUCACUCAAUAGUGCUAUCAGAAAAAAACAUUUCAAUUGCUAUUUAAAUUUAAAAAAUCACAAGGCUAAAAAAAAUUUGUAAGAGUAAUAUUUUAAGAACUGAAUUCUAGUGAGUAUUAAACUGAUAGAAGGAUUUUACUGUGACUAAAGCACCAGCCAGGGAUUUGUAAAUGCAGGUGUGGUGACUGGCAGUGCCACAGGUUUUCAGCUGAUCUUGAUCAAGUCACUUAUUUAAACCCAUGUUUUAUAUGUGAAUAAAAAUGGAAUAAUAAGGAAAAAAAAAAAGGGUAUGGGACAAUAAUAUUGUGUUCUAGACCACAUGGUUAGAAAAAGCAACAUCUGGGGGAUUUUGCUCAAAUGGAUGUGUAAUUUCUUGUCAGUAGAUCUACUUGAGCUUGUUUAUACACCUGAAUUCCAUAAGGGUUGGGUACCUAGUGAAAACAUGUCAGAUGUGUUUGGGGAAUUGGAGUAUGUAUCUGUUAAUGAUACAAAAUUCGAAUUUAGAUGUUUAGCAGUUUCAACAAAUUAGGGAACUCAAAAGCCCCAAUGAAAUGUAAUACGAGAAAAAUUGCAUCUCUAUACCUUUUUGUAACACAAAGUAGGUAGUUUUAAUAAAAAUCUAGGAAAUGGCAUAUAAACAGGCAUGCACACACCCCACAGUUUUAAUGGUUAUUGCCAAAGGAUGAGCAAAGAUGAGAAGAGUUAGAACAGGUCAGAAUUAAAACUGCCCAUGCAAACUUAACCUGCCCGAUCUGUGAAGGCACCUUACGAUGUCCUUUGAUUAUCAGAUCAUAAAAUAUUAUUUCAAUAUACCCUCACCUCAUUUAUUGGAUAGAAUGGAUGGUGCCCAGAUAAUAAUUCACUGUUACUUUCUUCCCAUUUCAACGUGUGGCCUCGCACUUCAUUUAUAACUCUCUGCUCAGAUGCUGUUCUUGACAGAUGUUUCUUACAGACUUUUCUAUAGCAUUCCUCUUGACAGCAUCUGAGCACUUCACAGAUUUGUCUUUACUCUCAUGAGCUGAAUCAGUGGUAUCAUGUCUGCUUUGCAGAAAGUGAAUUAAGCUGAUGUGUAGGUCACACAACAAACAAAUGCAUUUUGUGAUGUUCCCUGAGAUCCUUCAGUUCAGAUCAAGCAUCCCGAUGGAGGACCAUUGAUGGAGAUUCACGUCCAGCUAUGGAUGUUUCUUUAUCUUAGGAAGCAGGGCAAAGAGCUGGGGAAUUGGUGAACAUACCACCUUGUAUGGAUAUCCAGCCACUCUAUACAGAUUUCAGUUCUUCCACAUCUUUUAGAUGGAGACAAAGGAAGUAUGGCUGAAAUUGUUCACUAACUUUGGAUGUCUAAGCUGAGGUACCUUGGCCCUGAUUUUUCAUAGUAAUUAAUAAAUUCAGAGUGCCUAUAGUCUCCUGGAAGUACGUUCCAAUACUAGUUAAAAAGGAAAGAAGGACAAACUAUCACAGUCACUUUGGUUUAGAUGAAUAGCAGGUAUCCUAUAACUCAACUUCUGACUAACUGUGGGUAGCUGCAAUUCCUUUGAAAUGUACAGUCUAUGAAAUGUUAAAUUACAACUCUGAGAUUUUGAAAUUCCACCAAAUCAAGUUGUGAGGAUUUAAGAUGGAGUAUAGAAAAUGAGGAAGACAGAAUUAAUGACAAUUUUUAAAAAUAUUGGUUUAAUUGAUUCUAGCAUGACCUUGGAAUUUUAUAGGGAAGGAGAAGUUCAAAUUCUUCUGGGCAAUAUUCAAAUUCCUUAAUCCAGCAACCCUUCUGAAAGUGCCACCUCAUUCACUACAUCACAUUCCAUUUCUACAGCAAAUAUGGGAUUGGCUAGCUUGUAUUUAGUGCCGCCUUCUUCAACACAUACUGUUAACUUAUUCCCAGAUCUGAGUGAGGCAGAGGUCUUCUGAAAAAGAAUGCUCUAUUACAUGACCCACUGCUUGGAAAGGGAUUCACACAGCUGAGCUGAAUUAAUGUUAUAAAAGCAAUCUCAGAUAUGGUAUUGCCUGUCUUCUGAAUAUGAGUCACUUGAUCUUCUCUUAAUGCCGCAUUUCUUUUGCCUGAGUAUUUUAGAAUGCUAAAUCACAAGGAAGCAAAUACAGGUUUCAAUUGGUAUAGAUUUCUUAUUGUUGCUGGAUCAUUCCACAUUUAUAAGCACUAAGCAUAAAGGAACAGAAUUCAAAUUUAUAGCUUGUAUUAGCUACUCUGGCCAAGAGCAAUUCAAUAUUUUAACAUUAUAGCUUGUUUUCAGUGACACUAGUUGGUCUCAGCUGCUUUCCUACUUGAACAUACCUUAGAUAAUGCUAUAUAGAAGUGUGACUGGUUUAGUACUAGAUUAUAUCAGACAUUUAUUUAAAUAUUUAAUUUAUUUUUUUACCUUUGACUUCAUAAUUCUUUUAAGCUCAUGCAUACUUGCAUGUUUCAGAAGUUCAACCUUACAUCAAAUAAACUUAAAAUGUGGAUUUUUUUCUUUUUCAAUACUCUACUGGCCCAGUUUGGCAAGUAACGUUCCUAGCUGUUUUCCUAGGUUCCUAACACAAUGUUAGUAUGUAUGUCUGUGUUACUUUUUUUUUUCAUUAUCUCCAACAAAAGACAACAUAAAACACCAAAUUAUAAUCAGUCUUAUUUUAAAAAUUACUUGUAGUUAUACUUCAUGCUAACUCCAUGUGUCCUGACUGCGUUACAAAAAAAUUCCACUCUGAGGCAAAGCCUAGCAAUUGUACAGAAGAAAUGAAAAAAAUCAGCAAUUAGUUUACUUCCCUUUUCAUAGUUAUUGUUAACUGUGAUUCCAAUAAAAAGAUA